GUAUGUAGCCAAGUUUUCCUAAACCUAACCUUUUACCUAACCUAUGCCAAGUCUUAAUUAGGAGAGACAGUCAAAGAGCCAGAGAUGGGUCGGGCCUCAAUAGGAGGGUGGGAUACUCUUGGUUAGACAGCCUCCUCUCCCCUCCUUCUAGCCAGGCGUGCUGCCCCGCCCUUGCCCAUUGGCCCUAGCUGAGCCUCGAGCCUCGAGCCUCGAAUCUGGGAUGAGGGCGCACGAGGGAAAGGAGUAGGAGCGAGGACACGCCUUUAGGCCCCGCCCCCUCUGCUCUCCGCACGCGAGUUGGGCGGGAGUCUGCAGAAGAGAGGAGGUGCCUAAGCCUUGGAGAGUGGAGGGGCAGGGCGGAAGGCUGUUGUAGAGGUGUAGGGUGGUUCCCCCCUUUCCCCGCUGCUGUCUAUCGGUUAGUCCGUCCUUCUAUAACCUGCCGCGGCCCUCUCUAGCCCUCGGAACGAACGAGCACCCGCGUCGGGGCGGUUCUCGAGGGCAUAGUGAGCCGGGCCCUGUCCCGUACCUUCCGGGGGAGGGGGGGCUCCCAAGAACCGUAGGCGCGCGGGGGCGGGGACGAGAGCCGAGAAACCUCGGGGGCCGCGAGCUGCAGGAAAAAGAGCCCGGGGGACGGCGACGCCCGGCCCCGCCUCGAGCCUCGGUCCUGCCGCGCAGCGCGCGCGGAAACCCUUCGCGCUUUCUAUACUGACUGAUGCUCGAGUAGCGGCGGCUCUGCUCGUAUCCCGGACCUCCGGACCUCCGGACCUCCCGUCGUGGGAAAGCCGCCCGCGCCCCCUUGGCCCCGUGUCCCCCGGGACUGGGCUCGCCCCGCGCAGUUCGCCGCCCCGGGGAAUGUGUGUGUCGCCCGCGCCGGGCGUCUCUCGGUGUCUGGGCUUCGCUUCUUUGCUCGCCGGCUCUGGCUCCGGAGGGGCCACGACGCUCCCUGGCCGGCCGCCCUCCAUGGCAGCCAAGUGGUUCAAGGAAUUGCCGCUCACGCUGAAGACAGUGUCGGAGCGGGCGAAGCCUGGUGGCGGAGGGGGCGGUGGCGGCGGCGGAGGAGGAGGUACGGGAGGAGGGGGAGGCCUGGCCAGUAAACUACGCAAGAACUCCGAAGCUGGCGGGCCGGGAAUGCCCGCGCCGUCCGGCAAGAGCCGCAAGAACUCGGCAGCCGAGCUUGGCAGCUGCAAAGCGGCCAGUUGCGGCCCCGCCAAGGACAGCCGUCUGUCCCGUGACAGCAUCCAAGGGAUGCUCCAGGCGGCUGCCGGCAAGAGCCGCAAGAACUCCCGCGUCGCAGCAGCAUCCGCCCCGGAGGAGGAGCAGCCCCGCGGCUCGGUUAAGAGUACCGGCUGCAGCACUUACAUCAACCGCCUCAUUAAGGUGGACACCCAGGAGAAGAACGGGAAAAGCUAUUCCAGCUCCAGCUCCAGCUCUAGUUCCAGCUCCAGCACUUCCUCCUCUCCUUCCUCGCUGGGACCUGAACUGGACAAGGGAAAGGGGAUCAAGCAGCAAGACACGGUGAUCAUUUUAGAAGACUAUGCUGAUCCCUACGAUGCCAAGCGGACAAAGGGUCAAAGGGAUGCAGAAAGAGUAGGGGAGAAUGAUGGCUACAUGGAACCCUAUGAUGCACAGCAGAUGAUAACAGAGAUAAGGCGAAGAGGUUCUAAAGACCCCUUGGUGAAGGCUAUUCAACUGCUUGACAAUCCUUGCGAUUCAGGGGAAAAUGGCAUUAAAUCAGAGACUUUGACGAAAAGACGGAAUUCCAAAGACCUUCUGGGCAAAUCCCCGCAGCUAUAUGAUACUCCUUAUGAACCUGGAGAAGGAGGAUCCAAACCUGAUUCACAGAUGGUCACUGUACAAGAAAGGAAGAUGCGGUCCCCUGACAGCAGGCUUCCUGAAAAUGAUGAGCGACCAGCAGCAGAAUAUGAACAGCCAUGGGAAUGGAAAAAAGAACAGAUAGUGAAAGCAUUGUCAGUCCAGUUUGAGGGAUCGGAGAGACCUUCCAUGAAGGAAGAAACAGGGCGCCAUCACCACAGGCAGAAGAGCUGGACCCAGAAGAUCCUGAAACCAGCACUUUCUGAUCACAUUGAAGGGGAGAAAGUGGACCCAGCUAUUUGCCUGGAAAAGCAGCCUUGGUAUCACGGAGCCAUCACCAGGGCUGAGGCAGAGAGUCGGCUCCAGCCCUGUAAAGAAGCCAGUUACCUGGUGCGCAACAGUGAGUCUGGGACCAGUAGAUACUCCAUUGCACUAAAGACUAGUCAAGGAUGCGUUCACAUUAUCGUGGCUCAGACAAAAGACAGCAAGUAUACCCUGGACCAAACGAGCGCGGGGUUUGAGAGCAUCCCAGAGGUGGUGCAUUACUAUUCCAAUGAGAAGCUCCCUUUCAAGGGGGCCGAGCACAUGACCCUCCUCUACCCUGUGCACAGCAGGCUGCACUGACUCCACCAGUGGAAGCACGGGCACCUGCUCCCCACAGAAGCCGCACAAACUGGGCCCUCAGGUGCGCGGGACACUUUUCUCAAUUAUUGGUGUCUACUUCAGGAAUUUUGAAUAAAUUAUUGCCCCAAAUCCAGUCUUCACCAUCUACUUCUUCACUGAAGAGAACAGUGAGAAAUGAGGAAAAAGUUCUCUGCUCUUGCCCAAGUAUCUAUACUAAAUGCCCCAAGUGAAAAGUAACAUCUGUCCAGUUUGAAUUGCAGCCCAAGAAAGGCACCAACCAAAGCACCCAGGCUCUAAACAAUGCUGUUGUGUAGCCCUUCUGCUCCUGGGAAGGAAGCAACCAGAAAGGGGCACACCGCCACAGGGUGGACCCUUGGAAAUGGAGAAGGAGUCCUCAGAGAAAAUUUUCUGAUAGACUGUAAUUCAAGGAGAACUCCGAAUCCAGAGGUUUGAGGACAGAUUUCUUUGGUGAGCAGGAUCCCAUCCCCUUCUACAUUCUACUGGAGUGUUUGCUCAAAAAGUGUUUUUUCAAACCUGGCAUUUGUCAUUGGAGGACUGAGGAAAGAAAUGAGACUCACUCCAGGUCUUUGCUCUUGUAAUUAAAAAUAUUAUUGGCAUUGUUCUAAAAUUAUAGAAUAAAGUAAGCAGCAAAGAGCUUGUUAUUGAUGAAAACCUCCUUUCCCCAAUUUUAAGUAGCCAAAUACUAUUUUUUAAUAUUUGUGAGUCUUUGCCAUAUCCAGGAAAAACCUAUUGCUCUGGAAUCUAUGUGAUUUGGGACAACUCGGCUAGUUUUGCUUUAUAAAAGUAAUACUUUCAGAUUUAAUGGUAUAAGCUAAAUUGUUUUGAGUUGUUUUUUUUUUUUUUUGAAGAGUUUGGUGCACUAUCUACCAGACUCAAUUAUAAUCUGUCCUAUUGUAUUUUAAAAUGUGUGUGUGUUUAACUGCAUAACAGGUUUUCUACAAAUUUAUUUCUCAUGCUCUUAAAUAAGGCUUCUUUUGUGUUAUCUUUAUAAUAAGCCAUAAACUUAUAUUGCCAAUUUAUUUACUGUGAGAAAAACAUGGGGAUAACAGACUUACUGUGAGAAGAAUAAUAUUAUGGUAAGAGACUCUAUAAUUAAAGCUGAGCAGCUGUUUCUGUAUUCUGGGAUAUUCAGUUUAUUCCUAAAAAUGGUCUAGGUCCUUACAAAAAGAUGCAAUGAAAAGUUAAUUUUUAUAGUGUUGGAGUUUUUUUUAAGUGUUUGGAAGACCAGAAAAAAAUAUUUAUUUGUAUACAUUCUGGGGUAGGAGUAUCUCUGCAGCCACCAGUUAGCAUUUUUCUAUUAACAUUUCACUUCAUAUACAGAUUUUGGCCAAAAGGACUAAAUAUGUAUACCCUUGGUUUUAAAAUUAUGAAGGAAUCUUUUUGAUAAUACUUGUUUAUAUUGGUAAUCUUAAAACUUUUUUUUAAAGCAUAGGUUAGGACUUUUAAAACUGGCAUUAUUUUUAAGCCUGCCACAGGUCACAAUUACAUUAUGUCCUAUUUUGUCUAAGGCUUUAUUCUGUAGUUAUUCCACAAAUACAAUCUAAUGAAAUGUCCUAAUUUUAGCAAAAGCUAAAAAGCAUUUACAAAAGUUUACUUUGUGCACUAGAUGACUUAAAAACUUGGCACUACCAGCCACUGUGAUGAAUACUGAAGUAAUAUUUUAAAGUAUAAACAAUAAAUAAAUCAGGUAUUUAAUUAAGCACUUAUAUUCUCAGCACUGUGGUUUUCCUGGACUUUUUCUUCACUGUGGUGUUGGUGUUGAAUUGUUUCAGUCAUGUCUGAUUCUUGGUGACUCCACUUGGGUUUUGUUUUGCUUUUUUGACAAAGAUAUUAGAGGGGUUUGUCAUUUCAUUGUGAUUCCUAUGUAAUUAAUUUAUAAAAAGCCAGAAGAAAAAAAUGAGUUAUGCUCUUCUAAAAAAUUAUUUUUCUAUCUCCAGUGAGUGAUCUAUGGAAGAUGAUGACAAACCAGAAAGUAGAGUAAAUUGGGGGAUAGGAGUUAAGCUGCUAUUUAGAUUGUGACAAAAGCCUGAGAAUUCACAGCUGGGGUGGUAACACAAAGUACCAUAUGUUCUAAAAACAAUUAGGCCCAGCAGGGUGUCACCUAAUGGCUUCCUUGUUAAGCUGCCUGGGCCAGCUGAUCUAAAGCUGGAUAUUUAUUGUUAGCUGGGAAGUUGGUGGGUUUGAUCCAUUUGUCUCAACAGCAAGAAUCGAAUGGUUUUAUUCAUGUGAAUUAAAUUAUUUCCACUAGCCAAAACAAUUUCAGGUGUUCUAAAGAGACAGUCAUGAACAUCCGGCAUUCAUAAUAUUUUAGACCUCACCUAGACUCACUUUGUCAUUUUGUGACUGAGGAAACUGAAGCUCAAGACAGUGACUUUUGUAAAGCCCUACCUCUAGUUAGUAAUAGAAUUGCACCUAAAAUCUUAGAACUAGAGCAUAAAAUCUAGUUUUGUUGGCAUCUCUCUGCAUUUCUUUGCAUCCCACUUACUAUCUCUAAGAUUUAAAUACAAAUCCACCAAUUGUCUUUUAUGUGUCUUCUUCCUCACUUAUUUCUUUUCAUGUUUUCCAGGCCACUAAGUUUUUUUCCCAUCUUUCUCACUAUCUCCCUUACCAGUAUUGAGAGUUUGUACUGAAAUACAGAAUGAGUUGAUCAUUAUUUACAAGCACUACUUUAAAAAUCACGGAGGAUUUUAAUGUGGGUGAGCCAUAAAAACAAAAUGUGGCUAUGUGUUUACUCCCUAAGGGCACCUGCUACACAUACCCCUUUUUCCUAGCUGUUCUAAAAAGAAAUGAUUUAUAAAAAUAAGACUUCUGGGAAAGAAUUUUAUUCCUAACUGUUCAACUUUAGCAAAUAGCUGUUUCAUUGGGUGGGGGAUAUGAGAGAAAGGCAUAUAAUCUGUAUCAUCAAAUAAUUUUUAAUGUUUAACCAGAAGAUAGAAAUUUCUGGGUUUCUUUUGUUUAUUGUUAUACUAUUAACUGUCUGUCCUGAAAGAGCCUGUCUCAUUGAAAGAUUCAGAGUUUUAGGGAGUUUUUGUUAAGUUUUAGAAUUUCAAAAGACUCAUUAAGAAGAGGCUAUAAAGUUGGGAUUUUUCCCAUUUGUUUUGGGGAAUGUUUUUUAUGCAUUCAUUAGCUACCCUUUUAAUACAGGUUCCUUUAAGUGCCUUCCACCAACAAAAAGGAUAGCCAUUUUCCCCCUCCCCAUUCUAAUUAGGAAUGUUUUUUAAGUUUUUACUUCUUAUCAUCCCCAGAGUACUUUUAGCUUUUGACUAAAUUUCGAACACCGUUAUUCCCUUGUUCCACAUCUUGUUGUUUAAUUUACCUUAUGAUUUCCUGUAGCUGCAGUGACCAUAUGCUCCAGAUUUCCUGAAACUGUUCCAAUUUCAGGGGAGAGGGAGAAGCAUACUUUUAAUGAGGCUGCAGAAAUCAUAUCCUUUGUAAAAUCUUAUGUCUCAAUUUUCUGAUUGGGAAAGUGUGAUCACCAGUGUUUUGUUUUGUUUUUUAAUAUCAUGAUAUCUCAGAUCAAAUUCCUUGAUCAUUACAAACCAUUACCCUAGUUACUAAUGGUUCAUAUGUCAGGUCUCACUAAUACAUGAUGUCACUGAAUCUAUUGGCUAACUUAAAAAAAAAAAAAAAAUACUGGCCUGAAAUUUUCUUUGGAACCUGACAUUUUAAGAGGAAAGAGUUGGGCUAAUACUACCAUCUCAUGGAAAUGAGAGUAAACUGCAGUGGGGAAAUUGGUGUGUUGGCCUAAUUCUUAUGGGUGACUGUCUGAACAAAGUGCUAUUCAGAAGAGAUAAUAUUAAUCCCCUUCAUUGUUUCCUAAUGAAUUACUGAAACCCUCUCUAUGGGAGAAAGACUUGACAUGGUGCUGAUUACUGUAGCCACCUUGAAAUACCCUUCCCUGUAAAAGGAGAUUUGCAUCCUAAUAAACCUCUUUCCAUUUUGAUCGAGAUUCCUGGGGUACUAUAGUACUCAUCAUUGUUUAGGCUUGUAUAGCUUGUUUUUUGUAGUUCUAUUUUAAAUGAAAGUGCUGGUGAUUAUCAGAUAAUUGGGGCAGAUGUCUAAUUUUGCCAGAAUUCUUAAUUGUUCAGCUGUUUUUGUAAGGGGAACAUUUUAAAGUAUCAGUUGAUAUAUAUAUAAGUUUAGCUUACUUUUUUUUUUGAAGAAUGUAUUUUAACCAACUGUCUCUUAUUAAUUUCUAAGUAUUUAUAAUACAAAAAUAUUUUGUACAAUCUCUGAAUGUAUUGUGCUAGCCAACAUAGGCUACACAUCUCCUUGAAAGCUGUUUACCCUGAAAUGUAACUUAAAUAAAUGUCAUGUCAAGCAAACCAUAA
Antechinus flavipes (yellow-footed antechinus) is the source of this 6788-nucleotide messenger RNA. It is a transcript of the gene SHE, whose product is annotated as Src homology 2 domain containing E. The record is from RefSeq and is a predicted model, not a curated record. Lineage: Eukaryota; Metazoa; Chordata; Mammalia; Dasyuromorphia; Dasyuridae. The coding region runs from base 853 to 2436 and encodes 527 amino acids. Gene Ontology annotation, molecular function: phosphotyrosine residue binding. The transcript has 6 exons.